CCAUAUUAGCGGACGCGGCGGCCCCGGGCGGGCGGGAGGAAGGCGGCUCCGCGCUGCAAGAUGCCGCGCUCCUUCCUGGUGAAGAAGCACUUCUCGGCCAGCAAGAAGCCCAACUACAGCGAGCUGGAGAGCCAGAGCGUGAUCGCCGCGCCGCUGCUGUACGAGAGGUGCCCGCUGUCGGUGCUGCCGCCGCCCGAGGUGCUCGGCGCCGGCGCCUACUACCCGCCGCUGGUGUGGGACGCGGGGCUGCUCUCCAGCCUCUUCCCGGCGGGCGCGGGCGGCGCGGGGGGCGGCGGGGCGCCGCCGCUGGACCUCUCGGCGCUCUCCAGCGAGGAGGACGAGGGCAAGAGCUCGGGGCCGCCCAGCCCGGCCUCGGCGCCCGCCGCCGCCGAGCGCUUCCGCUGCGCCCAGUGCGCCAAGGCCUACUCCACCUUCGCCGGGCUCUCCAAGCACAAGCAGCUGCACUGCGACGCCCAGGCCAGGAAGUCCUUCAGCUGCAAGUACUGCGAGAAGGAGUACGUGAGCCUGGGGGCUCUCAAGAUGCACAUCCGGAGCCACACGCUGCCCUGCGUCUGCAAGAUGUGCGGCAAGGCCUUCUCCCGGCCCUGGCUGCUGCAGGGCCACAUCCGCACGCACACCGGUGAAAAGCCCUUUUCCUGUACGCACUGCAACCGGGCCUUCGCCGACCGCUCCAACCUGCGCGCCCACCUGCAGACCCAUUCAGAUGUAAAGAAGUAUCAGUGCAAAACCUGCUCCCGGACUUUCUCCCGCAUGUCGCUUCUCCACAAACACGAGGAAACGGGCUGCUCGGGGACGCGCUGAGGAGCGGCGACCCCGCGGACUCUUACCCUGCAAAUACGUAUAUUGUAAUAGUUUCUGUAGGAGUUAGUUUCCUUGGUGUUGCCGUUACAGUGUGUAUCCGACCUGCGUACACCGCUCCUCCGGGCCUUAAGAGACUCCCUCCACGCUCCUCGUCUUGUGCCUCUUGUGCAAUUUUAAGGCCUGGUCCUUCUCCCCCGGGGCGGUAGCGGCAGGCCUGGACUCCGCCGUGGCGGCCGAAGGAGCGCGCCAAGGCCGAAUCCCGCGGCGCCGCCGGAGGGGUUUGCCGUAGACCUGCACCCGGUGCCGACUGGUUGCUGAAGGCACUCAGCACCUUGCGGGGUGGGACUGCACCCUGACCACGCCGCUGGUAGAAAACAUUGCGACUGUGUAGCCUUGGGGGUUGCUUUUUGUUUUUUUUACCAUAACCACUUGGUAACUUUCUAAGAACCAAUAUUUUAUUUUUAAGGAAGGACAAAAAGUGUUAAGCCGAACCCCGGUCCCCUGCCCCGAUUGUAUAUACGCCGCCUGUAGAAGGUGUAACUAUGCAAUAAUACAGUAUCACAUUAGUUGUGAAGCAGCUGCUUCUCCCCAGCACAAUGACAAUUUGCAAUGCCUCCGAGAUUAACAGUGUCCAUAAAAGGCAUUGGUAGCCAUUUCAAACAAGAAUCCUGUUUACAGAGCAGCUAUGCACUCAAGCACCUGUUAAUAUGACUCUUAACAACUGCUUUUCAAGAGAACUGUGACUAAUAGCAGGCACUUGUCAGCUGAUACAAUGGGGGCCUGUGCGAGGGCUGCCCAUCGACAGGUGGGUGCCAAAAGCGCUAUUUACGGUUAUUGACAGGUGCCUCCUGAAUGCAUCUUUCUUUGGACAUUGUUUUCACCGAAUCGUAACAAAGAGGAUGUUUACAUUUCAAAGGUACACUGGUAUUUAUAUAUAUUUUUUUUGUGCCACAAUUUUGUACUGAUGAAACUUUUUAUAUAAUUAUAUACAGUUUAUUGAUAUUCAAUAAAAUGGUUAAUUUAUAA
Molecule: messenger RNA, 1848 nt
Organism: Dromaius novaehollandiae (emu)
Lineage: Eukaryota; Metazoa; Chordata; Aves; Casuariiformes; Dromaiidae
Gene: SNAI1
Product: snail family transcriptional repressor 1
Exons: 3
Coding region: 61-822 (253 amino acids)
Biological process (GO): regulation of DNA-templated transcription
Molecular function (GO): DNA-binding transcription factor activity, RNA polymerase II-specific; RNA polymerase II cis-regulatory region sequence-specific DNA binding
Source: RefSeq, a predicted model, not a curated record